Messenger RNA from Drosophila montana, 784 nucleotides. RefSeq lists its product as uncharacterized. Lineage: Eukaryota; Metazoa; Arthropoda; Insecta; Diptera; Drosophilidae. The transcript has 2 exons. The record is from RefSeq and is a predicted model, not a curated record. Bases 224 to 664 code for a protein of 146 amino acids.
AAACAAAUCAAAGGCAACCUUUGCAAGGGACGUCAAACAACAUUUAACAACAUUUGCAACAGAAGCCAGAGCCAGAGCCAGAGAAAGAGAAAGAGCAAUUGUGGGUUUUACCUAGGCAACAACAAUCUGGAGAUUCGAUAAGACGGCGUCGCACUUUGACACCAGCUCGAACUGCCAAGCAGUCACAGCCACAACUGGACUUCUCGUAGCCCAAACAAUCGCCAUGGAAAGCCAACGCAACAACAACAACAACAACAGUCAGAAUCGUCGAGGCGCACGUCCGAGCGUCGGCUAUUUGCUGUUCCAGUAUCAGAGCGAGCUGACCCGGAGGCAUGCGGAGCCGACGCGCUUGUCGCGCACCAAAAUCCACAUCAUCGACGGCCUCGUCUCGCGCACCAUACGCCAGCUGAAGCACUGCAGCGUCGAGGAGCUGCAGGCCUGCAAGCGGGAGCUCGUCUACAAGGAGCAGCUGCGCGACGAGCUGCGCACCAUGCGGCGCCGCAAGAGCUCCAGCUUCAGCUUGAGUUCCAGUUCAAGUUCCAGUCUCGCAUCCGGCUCAGCUGAUCAUCCGUCGGCCGUGAGAAAGGCACCCAACACGCCGCCCAAGCCACGUGUCGCGUUUCAAACGAAAGUAACCAUCUUUGGCCCGGAAAUAUUUGUCUAGAUUUACGACAUUUGUAUUUUAUUUUUAUUAUUGUGCAUUGAGUUCCAGUUUUGUAUUUUGACCUUAAUUGUUGACGAUUAAAAAUCAAAGAAUUUCAAGUUGAAAAUAAGAGCAACAAAA